Molecule: messenger RNA, 777 nt
Organism: Guillardia theta CCMP2712
Lineage: Eukaryota; Cryptophyceae; Pyrenomonadales; Geminigeraceae
Exons: 2
Source: RefSeq, a predicted model, not a curated record
GCAUGCAAGAAGGAGCUGAAGCUUCUGACUUGGAACGUUGCAGCGGUCAACAAUAAUCCGUUCGAAUACUGGAUUACUCACGAAGACGCGGGGUAUGCGUCCCUUAUGGAGGGGGUCCAGAAGUUCAUCAGCGAGCCAGGAGAGCAGGACGUUGAGGUGGAGAAAGUCUUCACGGAGAGUAUGUUCGACGAGCUCAUCCAGGAGAUGACUUCGAAAGGAGCACAGGGGCUGGCUGAAGUCACGACAAGGUGGAAGGAAGAUCUUAAGGGGAGGAAGAUUAUCAGCGGGUUCAUCAAGGACAAGCAGAUCGGCAAGAAGAGGCUCGCCUCCAUGCCCGACAGAGUCACCAACUCUAUCCACCUUGAUGGCGGCGGGCUAGCGCUGCGGCCGACCGUGAUCAACUGCAUGGAGGAGGAGAUACCGGAUAUGAAUGGAUGGUGGAAGAAGUGGAAGAGCUUCAUGUUCAAGGAUGUGCUUAGCUUGCCAAAGAGAGAUGGACAGAGCAUGAAGAAGGUUCCGUUCGAGAUGCUGCAGAGGAUUAUGCGCAGCAAGUAUCCUGAGAUCACGGUAGAGGAGGAGGAGAUCAGUAUCCCUCUACAAACCGUCUGCCUUGCAAUCUUCGACUCGAUCCUCGUUCAUAUGCUCAACCAAGUAGCAGCGUCCUCAUGGCAGCCCAUAAGGAGGACUGUUUGCAAGGCGCUGAACAAAGACAAGGACAAGAAGAUCAUGUCGAUUCUUAAGAAUGUUUACGGAGAUGCAGACAUUCUCUUCUUGCAG